UUCAUUCAGGCAGGAUAAAGACAGGCCGGGGUCCUUUAACGUCGUCAUGUUUACAAAGGUACCAGGAAGUGAAAGACAACAUACAAAAUGCCACAGAGCUCGCAAAACACAGAUUCUCCUCUUUUUGGGGAAGAAGACGACAAAAGAAAGAGCAAACUCAGACAUCCAGUGGUCUCCUUCCUGCACCUCUUCUUCCGAACAAGUGCCAUCUUUGUCUACUUAAUGUGUGACUUCUUCCGCGGUCACUUUAUUGCCUCCAUGGUCACUAUCAUUCUCCUGCUAUCCUGUGAUUUCUGGACAGUCAAGAAUGUAUCGGGCAGAUUGCUCGUAGGCCUUCGGUGGUGGAAUCGCGUGGAUGAGGAUGGAACAAGCCACUGGGUGUUUGAGGCUAAGAAGGAAGGCGGUCUGGACGUGACUGAGUCACAGGUCUUCUGGCUCGGCCUCAUUAUUUUCCCCAUCCUUUGGGCCGUCUUUGUGUUUAGCCUCAUCUUUUCUUUUCAGAUCAAAUGGCUGGCUGUUGCAAUUAUGGGUUUGGUGUUGCAGUCCGCCAAUCUAUACGGCUACGUCAGAUGCAAAGUGCGAGGGAAGUCGGGCUUCAGCACCAUAGCACAGAACUACCUCGGUGCGCAACUUUUUAAACAGGCUUUGAUGAAAACAUAAGAGGUCAAAGAAGACAGAUGACAACAAUAUUCAGUGUAAUGGAUGCACACAUGCAGAAAGAUUAUUUGGGAUGUAGGUGUUAUUUUUAGGCUGCUCUACACAUAUUUUCACCUUGAACUUGGACAAUAUUUUUAUUUGGUUGGAUGGACUUUUAUCUUAGCUUUAAAAGCACCUUUAUGCAGUUGGGCAAGAAAAAGGCUACUUUUCACAUACAAUUAUACAACACAACUGACACAUUACAUUGAUUUAUUUUCUACUAGUAGUGAGGUGAAUAAUUCUAUUUGUUUUUCCAAUAUCUAAGCCAAAUAAGUGGACGUGUUGAUGAAAGUCACAUAUUUCUGCAUUAUUUACAAUUUCCAUAAUAAACAGGAAACCAGUAUGCAUGA
Nerophis lumbriciformis (worm pipefish) is the source of this 1046-nucleotide messenger RNA. Its product is annotated as Golgi apparatus membrane protein TVP23 homolog B-like. Lineage: Eukaryota; Metazoa; Chordata; Actinopteri; Syngnathiformes; Syngnathidae. The record is from RefSeq and is a predicted model, not a curated record. Gene Ontology annotation, cellular component: Golgi membrane. Gene Ontology annotation, biological process: protein secretion; vesicle-mediated transport.